AUGUUUAGGGUGCUGAUGGGGCUCCCUAGAUUCUGCAGUGCAUCUGGCAUGUUCACCGACGCACACGUAGAGGACUUCCACGCCAUUAUGCAACUUGAGCAAACGAUCGCCUCUCUCAAAAUGGACAUUAAUGACCGCGAUCAGGAGAUCCUGAGUAACGAUAUCGAAAUAUCAGGCAUCCCGGAGGAGACUAACGAGCGUGCAUUGCACCUUGCGCUUUCCGUAUCUAACAAACUGGGUGUUACGUUGGACGAUAAAGAUAUAGUGCAUGCGGAACGCGCCGGACCACUGCGCCGCGGCGAGCCACAAGACGGCGGAGCUCCUAGGCCCCGUCCGCUGGUCGUGAGGCUAGCGCGCCGCGCGCAGCGCGAUCAGUUGCUUGCCGCGGCGCGCGUUCGGCGAGGUAUCACUACGGCCGACAUGGGACUUACGUCAACUCCAAAAACCUUUUACGUCAACGAAAGGUUAACGCGUCAUAAUCGUCAGCUUUUUUACAAAGCCCGAACCGAAGCUUCGAGUAGAAAUUGGAAGUUUGUAUGGACACGAGAUGGGUGCAUUUACGCCCGGAAGGAGCCGGGAGGUCCGCGUCACCGAUUACGAACUGAGGCUGAUGUGGAUAAAGUUUUUUGCUAA
Messenger RNA from Cydia strobilella, 633 nucleotides. RefSeq lists its product as uncharacterized. The transcript has 2 exons. The record is from RefSeq and is a predicted model, not a curated record. The coding region runs from base 1 to 633 and encodes 210 amino acids. Lineage: Eukaryota; Metazoa; Arthropoda; Insecta; Lepidoptera; Tortricidae.